CAGUCGUGCAUCACUGUCUACACCGGACUGACUCUGUGGAUCACGCAAUGGCGAGUGAGGCUGCGGCGACAGAUGAACAACGCAGAUAACGCAGGAGGCACACUUGCAGUAGACUCACUGCUCAACUACGAAACAGUCAAGUACUUCAACAUGGAGACACACGAGGCACAUAGGUACGACAAGUGCCUGGCUAGCUACGAGUCAGCCGCCAACAAAGUGUUCACGAGUCUGGCGCUGCUGAACUGGUCACAGAAUGCCGUGUUCAGUGUGUCACUGUCAAUUAUGAUGUUACUCGCAGGACACGGGGUACAGCAGGGCACACUGACUGUGGGAGAUGUGGUGUUUGUUAACGGUUUGUUAUUCCAGCUGUCCUUGCCCUUGAAUUUCUUGGGCACCGUCUAUCGCGAGAUCCGUCAAAGUCUCAUUGACAUGAACACGCUCUUCACUCUCCUCGAGCUGCACCCGGGAAUCCAGAGCACCCCCGGAGCACCUCAGCUGAAGCAGCCAAUCAAAGGACAAGUCACUUUCGAUGACGUCAUGUUUGGCUACACCAAGGACAAGAACAUACUCAACGGUUUAUCGUACACCAUCCCCGCGGGUCACAAAGUGGCGUUUGUGGGCGCCAGUGGCUGUGGCAAGUCAACGAUCCUUCGGCUCAUCUUCCGAUUCUUCGACCCGUCCACUGGUCAGAUCAAAAUAGACGGACAGAACAUCAAGGACAUUGAUGUGGACUCUCUCAGGCGCUGUAUAGGUGUAGUGCCGCAGGACACAGUGUUAUUCAAUGAAACACUGUACUACAACAUAGCGUACGGCAACAUGAAUGCGUCCCAUGAGGAGGUUAUCGAAGCCGCAAAGAUGGCUGAUCUCCACAAAACAGUCAUGACCUUCCCCGAUAAAUACGAUACACAUGUGGGUGAGCGAGGACUGAUGCUGUCAGGUGGAGAGAAGCAGCGAGUGGCGAUUGCACGAGCCAUUUUAAAGCGCCCGAGUAUCCUGCUGUGUGAUGAGGCGACCUCGGCCCUGGACUCAGAGACGGAGAGUCAUAUAUUGGCUUCGUUAAAAGAGAUAUCCAAGGACCGAACAUCCAUAUUCAUCGCUCAUCGGCUGUCGACCGUCACGCACUGCGACAUCAUAUUCGUGCUGCAAGAAGGGAAGGUGGUUGAACAAGGCACCCAUAUGAAGCUGCUGUCCAAGAAGGGAGUCUAUGAGAGCCUGUGGCAAAGGCAACACGCACCCGAAGUAGAGAUGUCUGAGGCCGACAAGGCUUGGGCAGCCGCCAACAAGCCUACCACACAAUUAGAAAACCCCAUAAUACAAUAAACCUCUCAAUGUCAC
Messenger RNA from Sphaeroforma arctica JP610, 1335 nucleotides. RefSeq lists its product as hypothetical. Gene Ontology annotation, biological process: intracellular iron ion homeostasis; transmembrane transport. Bases 73 to 1320 code for a protein of 415 amino acids. The record is from RefSeq and is a predicted model, not a curated record. The transcript has 10 exons. Gene Ontology annotation, cellular component: mitochondrial inner membrane. Gene Ontology annotation, molecular function: ATP hydrolysis activity; ABC-type transporter activity; ATP binding. Lineage: Eukaryota; Ichthyosporea; Ichthyophonida.